Messenger RNA from Acaulospora morrowiae, 527 nucleotides. NCBI's taxonomy places the organism in Eukaryota, Fungi, Glomeromycota, Glomeromycetes, Diversisporales, Acaulosporaceae. The record is from the annotation of a GenBank genome assembly.
UCGUUCCCUCACUCACAUGUCGUUACCGCACUUCGAUAUCAUCCCACACAAUCGAAUAUCUUUGUUUCAGGGAUGAUGAAAGAUGGUAUACAAUCUCGAGAUUUGCGUUCCAACAAAGUUAUUCGUGAAUCUAAAAAGUUUUGGGGUAGCGUGAAUGACCUUGAAUUUUUUCCUGAUGGAAUUAAUCUUCUUUGUUGCUCUGAUUACGUUGUAAGAAAUUCGUCUGAUAAAAAUAUAAUGGUUUGGGACAUAAAUUCGAUGACAACAAUUUCAAACCAAAUAUAUCAAGAAGCAUUCUCUUGCACCGCACUCAGGGUACACCCAACGCAUACUCACUUCGUCGCCCAAUCUAACGGAAAUUACAUUGCAAUAUUUGGCAGCGAAAAACCGUGGAGGUUGAAUAAAAGGAAGCGCUAUGAAGGUCAUCUCGUGAACGGAUAUCCUAUUCGUUGUAACUUUUCUCCUGAAUCUGAAGGACGAUAUUUAGUUUCCGGGGAUGCAAAUGGGGGAUUAUUUUUCUAUGAUUG